Molecule: messenger RNA, 1107 nt
Organism: Eucalyptus grandis
Lineage: Eukaryota; Viridiplantae; Streptophyta; Magnoliopsida; Myrtales; Myrtaceae
Product: aluminum-activated malate transporter 2
Exons: 6
Coding region: 1-1107 (368 amino acids)
Biological process (GO): malate transport
Cellular component (GO): plant-type vacuole membrane
Source: RefSeq, a predicted model, not a curated record
AUGGCGAAAUCGGCUGAGCUGGCCAAGAGGGCAGUGAAGCUCGGGCAAGAUGACCCUAGACGAGUCACUCAUUCACUUAAAGUCGGGUUAGCACUUUCCUUAGUGUCGCUGUUCUAUUACCUCCAGCCGCUCUACGAAGGCUUCGGUGUCAACGCAAUGUGGGCCGUCAUGACCGUGGUCGUCAUCUUCGAAUUCCACGUCGGGGCCACUUUUAGUAGAGGGUUGAAUAGACUACUAGCUACAGUGCUUGGCGGUGCAAUUGGUCUUGGUGCUCAUCACUUAGCAAGUCUCUCGGGAAAAACCGGCCAGCCCAUAAUGCUUAGUUUCUUCGUCUUUCUUCAAGCCGCUGGUAUUACGUUUAUGAGGUUCUUCCCGCGAAUCAAGGCAAAGUACGACUACGGGAUGCUGAUACUCAUACUGACGUUCGCGCUGGUGUCGGUGUCGGGCUUCCGGGAAGACAAGAUAUUUGAGUUUGCACACAAGCGGCUCUCCACCGUCGUCAUUGGCAGCUCUGCCUGCCUGAUCGUCUCCGUCAUUGUGUGUCCCGUCUGGGCUGGCGAAGACCUCCAUCGCCUCAUCGCUCUCAACGUGGAAAAGCUUGCCAACUUCUUGGAAGGAUUUGGGGAUGAAUAUUUGAGAAAAUUAGAAGACAGUGACUUGAAUCAAGACAAGUCACUUUUUCGAGAGUACAAAAGUGUUCUCGAAACGAAAAGCAAAGAAGAAUCUCUGGCGAUUUUUGCGAGUUGGGAACCAAGUCAUGGUCGGUUCGGCUAUCGUCAUCCAUGGAAGCAAUACCUAAAGAUUGGAGCUUUGAUUCGUCAAUGUGCCUAUAGAAUUGAAGCCAUUGAUAGCUACCUCACAAUUAAAUUCCACGCGCCACCGCAAGUUCAAACUAGACUCGAGGAGCUCUGUGCAGAGAUGGGCAUGGAAGCCGCAAGAGCUUCGAAGCAACUCUCAUCUUCCCUCAAGACAAUGACCACGCCAUCCUCUGCGACUCCCCACCUUGAGAAGGCCCGAACCGCUGCAAAAGCCCUCAAGUCGCUGCUCAAGACGACCUCCUGGAAUCAUGCGACCGACAUCCUCGCCGUCGUCCACGCCAUCUGUUAA